Megalopta genalis is the source of this 842-nucleotide messenger RNA. RefSeq lists its product as uncharacterized. The record is from RefSeq and is a predicted model, not a curated record. NCBI's taxonomy places the organism in Eukaryota, Metazoa, Arthropoda, Insecta, Hymenoptera, Halictidae.
UAGGCUUAUUAGGUUAUGAUUGCUUGUUUAAGGUGGUAUCGUCUGCUUGACUCGUAUUGGUUUGAAAUAUUUUUAUCAACUAUACGAUUACAUGUAGAAUAUAAUUAUAAUGAUUGCUUUUAAUAGAUUGUGCACAGCAUUCCAGCGAAUAACAAUCAGUAAACGAGCUAAUGUUAUCACAAGGUUCUGUUCCUCCUAUUUUUCAAGAGAUCAACAUAGUAACCUACCUAAAAAUUCAAUAAGCGUAACACAUUCUGAUAUAAACAUUAAAUUUGCACCAAGGACGCUCAACAUAGAUUUUGGAAAUCUGGACAAUGCUGUUAUAAGAAAUAUAAUCGAAGUACCAGUUAAGGAUAUACCAUCGAUAGGAGAACCUUUAACACGACGACCAAUACAACAUGAUCUACCACUGACAAAUAAAAUUUUAGAGCUCCCUACACUAGAGAAUGUUGUGGAGAAGCAAGCAAUACGUAUGCUGGUGAUUAGGAAACAUAAAAUGAAGAAACAUAAGAGGAAGAAGCUGCGCAAACGAACGAAAUAUCAAAUGGAAACGAUAAGAAUGAGACGUAACUUGCAAAAGGAAAAAUUAUUUCAGACAGAAUUAUUUGCAAAAGUUCAAGAAGCUGAAGGAUUUGAUGUACAGGCAUACAUUGAGGGAAGAUUGAAUGAACUACUUAAAGAACGCUUACCGAAAACAUUUAGGGGUGAAAUACUACCACAAGAAAUGAUUAAGAAAUUUUUAGAACAAGAAAAGGAAAGAAAGAAGAAAAGGAAGAAUAAAUUUCGCUUAACUCUUGAUUAAAUACAUGUACUAGACAAAUAAAUAUUCAUUGUACUGUGAA